CUGACGUGUUCGACUUGAGAUUAGAGACACUGUUGUCGGACUCAGAUAUAUUACUUUCCCUCUUUUCUUUUCUAACCUCUCAUCUCUUCCAUUUUUCUUUUCCUUUUUCUGGUCUUUGAAUCUACAAUAUAUAAUUAUUAAUAAAGAGAAAUCCUACCUCCUUUCACUGAAUUUAACAUUCAAUAUCAAUGGGUUCUGAAGGAUCGAGUGUUGUUGUGCCUAGGAACUUCAGACUACUGGAGGAGCUUGAGAGAGGAGAAAAGGGGAUCGGAAAUGGAACUGUCAGUUAUGGAAUGGACGAUGCCGAUGAUAUCUACAUGCAGUCAUGGACAGGAACUAUAAUUGGCCCCCCAAAUACUGUUCAUGAAGGGCGUAUCUACCAGUUAAAAUUGUUUUGUGGCAAGGAUUAUCCAGAUAAUCCGCCAAGUGUGAGGUUCCAAACUCGGAUAAAUAUGGCUUGUGUCAAUCCUGCAAGCGGAAUGGUCGAGCCUAGUCUUUUCCCUAUGCUUGCCAAUUGGCAGAGGGAAUGCACAAUGGAGGAUAUAUUAACUCAGUUGAAGAAAGAAAUGAUGGCUCCACAAAACAGGAAGCUCACCCAGCCUCCUGAAGGAAAUGAGGAGGCAAGGUUGGAUCAAAAGGGGCUAGUCCUAAAGUGUUGUAUUCUCUGAGAGUCAUUUGAAAGUUAAUGAGCAAGUACUGUAUAUAGAUACACAAUUCCUCCUGCAGGCUUAAUUCCAGCAAUAUAUAAUCUUGUGUAUGAGACAGAUAACCUCAGUUCCAUCAAAUGGUGGCUAAAUAAUUGGAUCCUGAUGAAUUAUUAA
Populus nigra (black poplar) is the source of this 821-nucleotide messenger RNA. Its product is annotated as ubiquitin-conjugating enzyme E2 variant 1A-like. The record is from RefSeq and is a predicted model, not a curated record. Bases 189 to 668 code for a protein of 159 amino acids. NCBI's taxonomy places the organism in Eukaryota, Viridiplantae, Streptophyta, Magnoliopsida, Malpighiales, Salicaceae. The transcript is spliced from 5 exons. Gene Ontology annotation, biological process: DNA damage tolerance; protein K63-linked ubiquitination. Gene Ontology annotation, cellular component: nucleus.